AUGGCAGAUUGGUAUGGAAAGAGUUCGAUGGAGGAUCAAGAUUUUCAAGAAGAAGAUGUGUGGAGUGUUAUGAAGGGAAGAGAAGAGUCAAACACAAAAGUCAACAAACCCCAUAAGAUCAAGAAAAGAUCAUCAUCAUCAUCAUCAUGUGCAUGGACAUCUCACGAUGGUGCAAGAAUGAUACCUAGGUGCAAUGAGGGUAGGAUGCCACAUCAUCAGCAACAAUCCUCAGCUCCAAUGGGUAUCCCCGACUGGUCAAAGAUUUACAUGGAGAAAAGCAAAGGUCCAAGUGAUGGAUGCUAUCAAGAUAGUGAUUACCAUAAUCAUGGUGCCCAUGAUGAUGAUGAUGGUGAAAUGGUGCCCCCACAUGAAUACAUUGCUAGAAAGCUAGCUAGAAGUCACAUUACUUCUUCUUCUAUGUGUGAAGGUGUUGGGAGGACUCUCAAAGGAAGAGACCUCAGCAAAUUGAGGAAUGCCAUUUUGACCAAAACCGGUUUUUUAGAGUAA
Lactuca saligna is the source of this 507-nucleotide messenger RNA. The record is from the annotation of a GenBank genome assembly. Lineage: Eukaryota; Viridiplantae; Streptophyta; Magnoliopsida; Asterales; Asteraceae.